This is a messenger RNA of Anneissia japonica, 336 nucleotides long. RefSeq names its product cell number regulator 7-like. The record is from RefSeq and is a predicted model, not a curated record. The transcript has a single exon. Lineage: Eukaryota; Metazoa; Echinodermata; Crinoidea; Comatulida; Comatulidae. The coding region runs from base 1 to 336 and encodes 111 amino acids.
AUGGCCGAUUUCGAAAACGGAAUAUGCGGUUUUUUCGGAAACUUCGGCUUGUGCGUGUUCACAUACUUCCUGCCGUGUUACACGCAAGGAAAACUCGCGGAAUCACUAGGAGACGACUGCCUUCUCUGCGGUUUGGCUCUCAUGGUACCGCUGGUGAACAUUUUUGCUCGUAUGAUCACUCGGCAGAACGUCAGGGAAAACAAAGGGAUCGAAGGGUGUGGAAUAGGCGAUCUCUUUGCCGUGUGUUGCUGCGGUUUCUGCGCUCUGGUACAGGAAGCCAUGGAGAUGCAGAUUCAGACACCGCUCGGAGCCGGAGAAUCGAUGGGGCGUGCAUAG